This is a messenger RNA of Aspergillus fischeri NRRL 181, 804 nucleotides long. Its product is annotated as enoyl-CoA hydratase/isomerase family protein. Gene Ontology annotation, cellular component: peroxisomal matrix. NCBI's taxonomy places the organism in Eukaryota, Fungi, Ascomycota, Eurotiomycetes, Eurotiales, Aspergillaceae. The record is from RefSeq and is a predicted model, not a curated record. Gene Ontology annotation, biological process: fatty acid beta-oxidation. Bases 1 to 804 code for a protein of 267 amino acids. The transcript has 2 exons.
AUGGCUGAAGAAGAUCUUGUUCGCCUUGACAUCAACGGCAUUUUUGCCGUCAUCACGCUGAACAAUCCAACGAAGUUUAACGCCUUGACGCAGGGUCUGUAUUAUCGCCUUGCAAGCUUGCUUCGUGAAGCCGAAGAAAAUCCAGAGGUCUACGUUACUGUCUUGAUCGGCGAGGGCCCUUUCUUCUCCGCAGGGGCUGACCUUAAAGGGAAGCCACCAUCUAUGGAGGAGAUGCUAUCUCGUCCUUACUGGCUUCCGAAAUUGGUGAAUAACAACGUCGACGUGGCGCGAGCGUUCUACAGCCAUUCGAAGAUUUUGGUAACGGCGCUGAACGGACCUGUCAUAGGGCUUUCUGCUGCCUUGAUAUCUCACUCGGACUUUAUCUACGCGGUAUCCGACGCUUAUCUGAUGACUCCUUUCACCUCUCUCGGCCUUGUUGCAGAAGGCGGCUCCAGUAUCGCAUUUGUGCAGCGGAUGGGUCACGGUAAAGCAAACGAGGCACUCCUUCUUGGCAGGAAGAUUCCUGUCAGUGAGUUGGCUCAGGUCGGUUUUGUGAACAAGGUCUUCGAAAGCAAGGACAACUUCCGUGCACAGGUGAUGGAACACCUGCAUCAGACAUUCGGCGAACAUUUGGUGAAAUCAAGCCUUCUGGGGACGAAGGCUCUCAUGCGUCGUCGCUUGGUUAGGGAGCAGGACGAACAAGCGCCGCUAGAAAUGUUCGGUGGCCUCGACCGUUUCUGUCAGGGCAUCCCACAGGCCAAGAUGGGAGAGGCCCUUUCCAAGAGUAAGACAUCUCGACUUUGA